CAUAAAAAAGCGCAGCCUCUCUGUGUGUUCGGGUAUUUUGCCUUGUUUGCGCAAACUGACAGACGUUCCAAGCGCGUUCAACUGAACACCGUUGACGGUGACAACUACACAGUGUUUUUCGGCAUCGAUAUUACGUGUGGUACAUCAUGGCCACGGUAAAAAUUCCUGGUGGAUGGUCAGAGCCCAAGCCAGCAACUCCGCAGAUCCAAGGAUACGCCGACGAGGUGAAACCGCAGGUGGAAAGAAAGAUCGGCAGAAAUCUCGAAACUUAUAAAGCCGUGCUGUACGCGGAGCAGGUGGUUGCAGGGAGGAACUAUCUCAUCAAGAUUGAUACCGGAGGCCCAGGUACCAGUUACGUCCAUGUUCUUCUUUUUGUAACCCUGCAAAACGUCGUGGAGUUCAGAGACGCCUGGGAUGGACUUGGCAAGGACUCCCCUCUUGAACCUCCCAAGCAAACGACAACUUGACUCUAUCAAUCCAGUCUGUGACCUGUAAAGAUCCCUUACUGUCACCUGCUUGGAAUUACAGGUCACAUUUACGCUCUUAGCUAGGAAACGCAAUUUUAUUCAGAUAUUUCGAUAGAAAGCAAACCUUAAGUAACUAAUAAAUUAUCAAGCCUCUUGAUUUGCCCGAUAUUUUUUAUUUCUGCUUUUAUUAAUUUAGAAGAAUGAAUAUGGGUUCUCUAUAAAUAGGUUUUUUUUUUUCAAACUUUUUGGAUCUUAUGACAGAUCUAUUUAAUACUUUCAGGUUAAUGCAGCAUUGCAUGGUUGUGUCAUUACUUUCACUUAAAUGCCAUUUAAAAAGGGUCCAUGAUCUGAAUGUUUAUAUUUAGACAUGUUUUGUGCAACAUCCUUCUCCUCUCAAAUGUAUGAAAACUAUUUGACAUUAAAAAAAGUAUUGUUCUUUGUUUUACCCGACAAAAGAUGGCGCUGUUGCUGCGGUGUUAUCAGAGCAUCUCGUCUCUGGGUGUGACCAGAGCUGCAUAUGCGUGCUGGGGUGUGAUAGUGCAGUCGUGCUCAAUUGGUUUUGUUACUCAAAUUGUGAACCCAAAAUUUGCUCUUUGAAAAAAGUUGUCAGAAUAUUUGCUCUGUGUCUUUUUGUGACAAGCUGACCGAACAAUUUAUCUCUAAAGUACACAGAAUUCACAACAGGAAAACAAAAAGGGAAAGUUCAGUGCAAAAAUGUUGAACAAAGAUUUCUGCCUUGGAUGAGAUCACACUUUGCUCAUAAAUAUGCAAAUUUGCAUGGCCUUUGAAACUUUGAAACAAAAUUCAAAAGAAGAACAAAAUGACUGUAAAUCCAAACUUGCAAAUCGUGCCGAAUAGGUCGCAAACUGAGGGAGCCUUACAAGAACUGCAAAGAUGCAUUAGAUGGGACUUUUCCGAGGACACGCUAGAGAACAACAUACUCAGAGAACCGGGCUGCAUUUUCUUUUUAAAGUAAGCUGAUUUCGUUAUUUUAGCAAUAUCCUUUGAUUAGGAUGUAGUUCAGAAUUUCAGACCUUUCACACAAUUUUUAGGCGUGUUGUAAAAGUAAGCUGUGUAUCGAAAA
Acanthaster planci (crown-of-thorns starfish) is the source of this 1551-nucleotide messenger RNA. RefSeq names its product cystatin-A5-like. NCBI's taxonomy places the organism in Eukaryota, Metazoa, Echinodermata, Asteroidea, Valvatida, Acanthasteridae. The record is from RefSeq and is a predicted model, not a curated record. Gene Ontology annotation, cellular component: cytosol. Gene Ontology annotation, molecular function: cysteine-type endopeptidase inhibitor activity.